CCAUUACCUUUGUACCACUUCGGCCACAGCUUCUUCCACAACGUAGGCCAGCAUAUAUAGCUGGCCCUUCCAACAAUAGCUCAUCUGAUUACCAAACAUACCAGAAUCCCACCCCAAUAUGAAUACACUGGCAUUUGAACGUGCACCAGGUCCAUCGCGGCGUAACAAUCGUCGGUCAAAUCUUACGUCAGGAGAUGUACCACCAAACUCAAGAAAUGGUCAGCGACGCAAGAAAUCACGCUCUCCGGACGCGUGGAAUUCUCGCCUCCAAGUUACCGCGCAGAGAUCUGAGCCAGUUCAACCCGAAGGAGCAAAGAAAAAGAAAUCGACAGUUCCCCUACCUUUCGAUAGCAGGCCCUUUCUUGCACCACUGGACGAUACCAAUUUUGAGAGAGGUCGCAAGUACAAGUCUAAAUCACGUCAGCAAGGUCGCCAGGCAGUGGAGCACCCUGCUACUGCGUCGGCUCUUGCCAUAGAGAACAAGCCUAAGAAAGAUAGGUCCAAGUCGAGAGACUCGGCCUACAGACAGAUUUCGAAGGUCUCGGGAUCCGAUUCUGAGGGUGUGCAGGCGCUCGUGGGCCUUCACCUCGAAUACCAGGGUCCGCUCGCAGCCGCUGAAUUUGCUAAGCUCAAGCGAGAAAUUGAAACGUGGAAGAAAGUGGCUCUCGACAAUAAGAAGACAAUUAAGAAGCAGAAUAAGAUAAUUGAAGAGCUUCGCGAGAAAGCAAGUGUAAAUGAGAAGAAAUUGAAGGAGACGGAAAGUCAAGUGAGCAAGGCACAAAACAGGGUGAAGAAGUCCGAAGAUGCCAUCAAUAAUGUCGAAACGAGUGUUCAAUGCCAAAUUUGCAUGGAGCUGUUACUCAAACCAUAUGCGUUGUCACCAUGUGGCCACGUUCUUUGUGUUUCAUGUCUACAGGAGUGGUUCAAGAAAGCACCCCCCGGCGACGAUGAAAUGUACGACGACGACGACCCUGAUUUCUUGCUUUUUCGAAAGAAGACCUGUCCAUGCUGUCGUGGUAAUAUUCGUAAUCGACCCAUUCCCGUUUUCAUCGUCAAAUCCAUUGCAUCCGCAUUGUUGAAGGCUCGAGGAACAUCUCCCAAUACUUCAUUAUCCACUACUGGAUCUCCUGCCGCUGACACGGAUCCAUGGGAAGGUUUAUUCCCGCCUGACGACGAAAUAGAGGACUAUGGGAGCGAUGACGACAACGACGAUGAUGAUGAAGUAGACGAUGAUUGGCUUGAUGAAGAUGUCUUCAGUUACGGUACGGGCAGUGAUGAAGACACAUAUGGUGGCGACUACGUUUUACCUCAGUGGGAACCACCAGCAACCAUGAUCGACGAAGAGGACUAUCUCUUCGACCAUUUGAGCCACAAUGACCUCAACGUCCUUCGACGCGGUGCUACGCUUGCUAUGCUUCAUGAAUAUGACAUGUACUAUGUACAUGAUGAAGGACUUAUCGCGCACGACGAGCUCAGCAAUCGCAUCUUCCUCGGGUGGAAUAUUUCCCUCAGCGCCGAUGAUGAAGAUGGUUCAAGGUACAUUGAAUGGGUCACGCAGGACAUGGAUGAGCGCCCGGAGCGCUGGAAGAUGAUACAUCUUGAAAAUAAUGGGAAGUACGAGGCACAUCGGCUCAUCCCAGAGGAUGAUGUGUGUGAUUAUAGUGACAGCGACUCUGAACAUUACGUGGCAGAGUCUGACGUUGACUUCUAAUACUACACUACCCCUUCAGCAAGCUAUCAUAUAUUUGACUCCCCUGUAUUGCCCUUGUACAUAGAUCCUUAUCCCUGUGGAUGUCCUGAUCAGCUUGCAGAUGUUUUCGACUGUCAAUUCUUAGUCAAUCGUGUACUUAGACUAUAUUUGUGAAAUUCCGUACAAUAUUAAUAUUGUAGAUUAUAGAUUUAUCGGACCUUAAGUCGCU
Messenger RNA from Suillus plorans, 1919 nucleotides. RefSeq lists its product as uncharacterized. The record is from RefSeq and is a predicted model, not a curated record. Bases 119 to 1711 code for a protein of 530 amino acids. NCBI's taxonomy places the organism in Eukaryota, Fungi, Basidiomycota, Agaricomycetes, Boletales, Suillaceae. The transcript is spliced from 7 exons.